CGGGCUGGUUAGCGAGAGCUGCUAAACCAACUGACGGACACAGACGCCGCCGCAGCCGCCUGGAUACAGCGCCGCUUCUGCCUCCUUCGUGGACUCUAACGUUACAGACACCCAGUUCGAACAGGGCAGCGGUAGUUUGGUAGCUGGCGGUCACUGUUGCUGUUGUGGUCCGGGGAAAAGAGACGUUAUUUUUUCUCGUUACUUCGAUGAGGAGCAGCCACAGGGCGUUAGAGAGCCUCCACCUGUUAUUUGCCAUAUCGCCGAGCUAAGUUAGCUAGCGUUAACGCCGCCGUUGACUGCUAGCUCUCGUUAGCUGUCGCUAAGUGGCUGAUAAAUCCGCUCCCUGCGCACCAUAACAAGGUACUCAAUAUGCUGCAGUGAGUGAUACACUGUGCGCUGAUUUUGAUGAUGGCCAUCAUGGGAACUGAAACAUGCACGGACCCAGCGGUCUGCCCCACAAUGCAGCCCAACGACACGUCCAAGGAAUACUGCUACUCUGCUCGAAUACGCAGUACUGUGCUCCAGGGCUUGCCGUUCGGUGGAGUGCCCACUGUCCUUGCCCUCGACUUUAUGUGCUUCUUGGGGCUGCUGUUUGUAUUCUCCAUCUUACGAAAGGUAGCAUGGGACUACGGACGUCUUGCACUGGUGACUGAUGCAGACAGAAGAAUGGAUCAGCGCUACAGCCGUUUGGAUGAUCGGGAAUACGUGGCCUCUGCCAUGACGUCAGACACACCUGAACGCUACGAGCGCCUCACCUCAGUCUCCAGCUCAGUGGACAUUGAGCAGAGAGACACAGGUUUCUGCUCCUGGCUGACCGCCAUCUUCCGUAUCAAGGAUGAGGAGAUCAGGGAGAAGUGCGGUGAGGAUGCAGUGCAUUACUUGUCCUUUCAGCGCCACAUAAUCGGCCUGCUGGUCGUGGUGGGUGUGCUCUCUGUAGGCAUCGUCCUACCUGUUAACUUCUCUGGAAACCUACUUGAAAACAAUGCCUACAGUUUUGGGCGAACUACUAUAGCGAAUUUAGAUGCCAAAAAUACACUACUAUGGCUGCACACUACUUUUGCAUUCCUCUACCUGUUACUGACGGUGUACAGCAUGAGACGGCACACUUCUAAGAUGCACUACAGAGAGGAUGACCUGGUGAAACGCACUUUAUUCGUCAAUGGAAUCUCUAAAUAUGCGGAGGAGAAGCACAUAAAGCAGCACUUUGAGCACGCAUAUGAAAACUGUGCUGUGCUAGAGGCUCGUAUCUGUUACAAUGUGGCUAGGCUGAUGUACCUUAACUCUGAAAGGAAGAAGACAGAACGCAGCAGGAAAUUUUUCACCGACCUGCAGGCCAAAGAGCACGUUCCCACCAUGAUCAACCCAAAGCCCUGCGGACACCUCUGCUGCUGUGUCAUCAAAGGCUGUGAGCAGGAAGAGGCGGUGAGCUACUAUACCAAGUUGGAGGCAAAACUAAAGGAGGAAUAUCGGAAAGAGAGAGAGAAGGUCAACAGCAAACCACUGGGAAUGGCCUUUGUUACUUUCCAGAAUGAGGCCAUCACUGCCAUAAUCUUGAAGGACUUUAAUGCCUGCAAGUGUCAGGGUUGUCACUGUCGUCGAGAGCCUAGGUCAUCUCCAUUCAGCAGUAACCUCCACAUACAGAACUGGACUGUCAGCUAUGCCCCUGACCCACAAAAUGUCUACUGGGAGCAUCUGUCAGUGGGAGGAUUCUCCUGGUGGAUCCGCUGCUUCAUCAUCAACUGUGUGCUCUUCCUCCUCCUCUUCUUCCUCACCACCCCAGCCAUCAUCAUCUCCACCAUGGACAAAUUCAAUGUCACCAAACCUGUUGAGUACCUAAAUAAUCCAAUCAUCACCCAGUUCUUCCCCACCCUCCUGCUGUGGGCCUUCUCUGCCCUGCUGCCCACUAUUGUGUACUACUCGGCCUUCUUUGAAGCUCACUGGACCCGGUCAGGAGAGAACAGGACUACAAUGCAUAAAUGCUACACUUUCUUAAUCUUCAUGGUUCUGCUGCUGCCCUCCCUUGGACUCAGCAGUUUGGAUGUUUUCUUCCGCUGGCUUUUUGACAAAAGAUUCUUGGCAGAUGCUGCAGUGAGAUUUGAGUGUGUGUUCCUUCCCGACAACGGGGCCUUCUUCGUGAACUACGUCAUUGCCUCCGCGUUCAUUGGUAACGCCAUGGACCUGCUGAGGAUCCCGGGUCUGCUCAUGUACAUGAUCCGCCUCUGUCUGGCUCGCUCUGCUGCCGAGCGGAGGAACGUCAAGAGGCAUCAAGCUUAUGAGUUCCAGUUUGGAGCGGCAUACGCCUGGAUGAUGUGUGUCUUCACUGUCGUCAUGACCUACAGCAUCACCUGCCCAAUCAUUGUCCCUUUUGGCCUGAUGUACAUGCUGUUGAAGCACCUAGCGGACAGGUACAACAUGUAUUACGCCUACCUGCCUUCCAAACUGGACAAAAAGAUCCACUCUGGGGCAGUUAACCAGGUGGUCGCAGCCCCAAUCCUCUGUCUCUUCUGGCUUCUUUUCUUCUCCACUGUUCGUGCGGGUUUUUCAGCCCCAACAUCCAUGUUCACGUUUGUAGUUUUGAUCAUCACAAUCAUUGUCUGCCUCUCUCACGUCUGCUUUGGACACUUUAAAUAUCUCAGCGCUCACAACUACAAGAUUGACACCCAGGAUGUGGAUGGCUUGGAGAAUGGGCGUCCAGUGCGUACCUCUCCCACUGGCAAGGCAGCACAGAUGUACAUUGCUGAGGUACUACAAGACCCAAACUCAGAUGAGGUCGGUUCAGGCAGUGGUGAGGAUGAUGGUCAGGGGUCCUCGCAGGACGAGGAAAUAAUCAAUGUUGGAAACGGCCUGAAUGAGGAUUUCCAGUCCGGUGAGGACAGCCUCAUCGAUAAUGAAGUGCGGCACUGAUGCUGCCAGGAACAUAAAAUACUUAAGGAGUGCACUGAAUAUGUGAAUGAACUAUGAACUGAACCAAGAGUUGUACAGGGCAUCUCAACCUACAUCAAGGGACUCAACACUAACAUAGCACACUAUCUACUAAGGAUUAAAGAGAUAGUUGCAAAGGACUCUCCUUCAACAGGACUCACUACAUCAACAACAUCUACAAAUGUCAAAGGAAAUCUCUGAUGACAAAGCGAGGACACAGACAUCCUUCUGCUCCUGACAUAGCAUAGGCACAACCCAAGACACUGCACAGGGUCCCAUGCAGGAAAGACACUAAUGCACAAAUGAAGAAAUUAGUUUCUUUUUUUUGCCUUGACAUGUAAGGGGACUCAUUUUCUGUGUGUAUUUCCUUAACAUUAUUGCACUUGAAAGAGAGGACCUGUCUCUGUGCCCUGCACCGAUGGGGUGAUGUGGCAAGUUUUUCUCCCCUCCUAUAAGCUUGAGUGGUAGUUGUAUUGGUUAAAUGGCAUGCCUUCAGUUUCAGAGGGUGGAGGGAUUUCCCCAUAAUCCUUUGCCAGUAUCCCUAAUUGUCUGCACUAAAUGCCGCUGCUGAAUAAGCAGCUUACGAGAGAGAAGAGAAGGGAGAGCAAGAGACGAGCUGUUCACACAAACAGUUAACCUGAUCUCUGCGGCUUUGAUGGUCAAUGAACGGUUCUUCCAACCCUGUGUAAGACUUACAACACUACACUGCUACUAACACUCCUCAUGCUUUGGACACUUUGACACUGUACAGCUACAAAAAUCUGGAUUUGUAAAAUAGCCUUUUUUGACAUGGUAUUUAUUUUUAGGCAUGGAAUUUUAAAUGCUAUUGAGAAAGCUCACACCCCUAAACUGUGGAUGAAGAUAGUUCUCAUCUUGGCACUCUUUACCUUGGUAAGGAUUUUUGGUGUUCAGUCUUUAACCUUUUUUUGGUACUGCUGUUGGACUCUGCUCCCAAUGGGCACCCCAAGGGGGGUAGAUCCCUGCACUGCCCCAGAAAGAGGACAUGGACAGGGACCGCGGAGCCUACCUGCCCUCUGUGUGGCUCUGUUUCUGGAAACACAGGCCUCUGGCCCUCGGGACUUGGUUUCAGCUAACACUCAUUGAGGAAGUUUCUCUGCAUCUCUCCCACCAUUGUUCUCAACAUUUUGUGCAGAUGUUUACAUCUUUGUCUUGAGUUUUUCAUGGCUCGGUGGGUGAUGUGUCUCCAUUGUGAAUAAGCAGAUCAAGUUAUCUGGGGACAGUUGGCCCUUUCUGCCAACUUUGAAAAUAGCAUUCAGUUUAGGUGGUACAUAUAAUUUUAAUGACAUAAUGUACACUCUGUCACUGUGCCCUCUGUCUUGUUCUUUCCAGUAUUAACAUGAUUUUUAUGUAGAAGACACCUCAUCAUUUAGUUAACUUAUUUUACAUUCCAAUGGUCAUUGCACAUCAUCACAACCUCCCAGUUGCCAUUACUCAAAGAGUACUGAGUUGUAGAUCGGUUAAGUCAAAUUUCAUACUGAGAUGACAAACAUAUCAAAUUUUAGGCUAUGCCACACAAAAGUGAGACCUGCAGUUAGACCAGUGGACUUGGGGCUGAUAAAUUUUUCAGCUCACUAAUUGUUGAACUGUAGCUUUACUUUAUAUAUUUCUGAAAAUGAUUUAGCCUUGCCCAUUGAAAACUAUGAUUUUUCUUUUAAUUGUUACGGAGUAAUGGAGUGUUUCCCCCCAAAUCUACAUUCCAUUUGCGGAUCCUGUUGCCAGCUUUGUAAAUCCUCUGCCAGAGCUUUGUCAAAUAUUGUCAUUUAGAUACUGUACAUGGUAGACAUGCAGGUAGAGACUCAGCACAUGAUAGUAAAAUGUAGAUUAGGUGUCACUGAGAAAUUUCUUAUCACUUAUUUUGGUAAUGCCUCAGCCAUACCAAGCAGCCUCUUUUUGUGUUCAUCAGGAAGGCUCAUGCAGCGGCCCAGACAAAUACAUACUGUACAAAUGUAUACACCAAGUUACAAAUCUCAUAGUGGAGUGGAGUGCCUGCACAACUAUAAACUGACUCAGGAUUUAUCAAGUUUCUUACGGUUUGUUUCUGUAAUUUCAUCUCCUUUUACCAUCUUGAUCAUGGCACCGCCACACGUAUACCCCAUUAAAUAUAGAUAGGAUUGUUUGUGAAGCAAGGCACAUUGCUACAGACCAAGUCGAUCACCACAGUUUGUCAGUAUGGACAAGUUGGGAUUGGUUAAGGUGAAAGAUGUACUAUUUAGCUGCUCAGAGAACCGUUGUGGGAAAUGUGCACUAAUUUUACUUUCACUCAUAUGAUUGACAGAGGAGGGCUUAUCCCUGUGGGUAUGACGAAGACAUGGUGAUCCUGAACUGCUGCCAUAAUUUGUCCAUGGAUAGAUUAUCCCUUGUUUAAGACUUAAUUAUGGUACUAAUGAGAAAAUUGUUUGACACCAUUGACUCUGGUGCUCUUCUAGUCAUGACAAGGUGAUUUUAUUUUUAUACCUCUUCAUUUUUAUACCUCUGAGAUGUCUUGAAAUCUCUGAAUGUUUCUUGUCGAAAUAACAUGUACAGCUCUGAGGGAGAUAUUUAACAUAAGAAUCCUGAUUUCUAAUAAUCACUUUGUUCUUUCUUCUCUUUCUUUUUUCUAUUUGAAACACUGAAUGUAGUUUCAUGCCCUGACUUUGGGAAAGAAAAAUGUAUUGAUUGUUUAAUUGCAACAGCUUCAAAAGAAAAGUGGAACCGUUCACCGGGGAAGUUUUGUAAUAUGUAACAAAACUUAGUGGUGUCCAGUCACAAGUUACAGCAUUUCAUUCAAAUACAGAUCUGCAUUUGUCUGUCUGAUGAUGGGAAUGGUUUCCAGUAUUCUGUUAUUUCGGUCUGUCUCAAGUCAAGCAUUAAUGUAUUAAUUCAUCCAUGAGUUAAAACCAUUUUAUUUUGUCUUAAAAGAUAAUCUUUGCAAGAUCUGUAUAGUCAGUCGGUCUGGAAAUGAAUGGACUCUUUUUGUAAAAAGCCAAGUGUUCUCUUUAUGAAAGUUCUCAACUUGUUUGUACAGAAUAUUCAGCAGGGGUAGUGUAAUAUCUUUGCUUCUCACAACAAGUACACAGUUCAAAUGUGUUUGUGUUUGCUUUGCCUUUUUAGUUCUCUGCCUUUGCUAGACAGUAGGAUUAACAAUAGUGGAUCCCUACUCUUCUGACAGUGUGUGUCUCACUUUCUCAUUCUUCCCAAAGGGCUGUCUGUACAACAGAUAUAUCUGUACAUUUCCCCCAGUUCUUUGAACAAUAAAUCUGUAUUUAAUCAAG
This is a messenger RNA of Myripristis murdjan (pinecone soldierfish), 6194 nucleotides long. Its product is annotated as CSC1-like protein 2. Lineage: Eukaryota; Metazoa; Chordata; Actinopteri; Holocentriformes; Holocentridae. Gene Ontology annotation, cellular component: plasma membrane. The transcript has 24 exons. The record is from RefSeq and is a predicted model, not a curated record. Bases 406 to 2904 code for a protein of 832 amino acids. Gene Ontology annotation, molecular function: nucleic acid binding; calcium-activated cation channel activity.